Colossoma macropomum (tambaqui) is the source of this 1934-nucleotide messenger RNA. RefSeq names its product methyltransferase like 16 (gene mettl16). The record is from RefSeq and is a predicted model, not a curated record. Gene Ontology annotation, biological process: rRNA base methylation. Gene Ontology annotation, cellular component: nucleus. NCBI's taxonomy places the organism in Eukaryota, Metazoa, Chordata, Actinopteri, Characiformes, Serrasalmidae. Gene Ontology annotation, molecular function: 23S rRNA (adenine(1618)-N(6))-methyltransferase activity.
CGGUACUGCAGUGCUGCCUCACAGCCCCAGUCCACUCCUCACUCUGCUGUAAUGCUCUCUUGCCCGCUGUCGUUACCGGCUGGGUUGUUAGCACAGUUUUAGCCAAGUCAGCUAAGAAUGGCACUGAAUAAAUCAAUGCAUCCCCGAAAUCGGUACAAGGACAAGCCCCCAGAUUUUGCCUACCUGGCCUCCAGAUAUCCAGAUUUUCAGAAGCAUGUGCAGACUAACCUGGUCGGCCGGGUAAUGUUGAACUUUAAGGACCCAGAGGCGGUCCGUUCUCUGACCUGUACUCUAUUGAAAGAGGACUUUGGCCUGACUAUAGAGAUUCCUCUGGAGCGCCUAAUCCCCACCGUCCCACUGCGCCUCAACUACAUCCACUGGGUGGAGGACCUGACUGAGGGCCAGGGCAGCCCACGCAGGGGCAUCGACAUCGGUACCGGUGCCUCCUGUAUUUACCCCCUACUGGGAGCCUCAAUGAAUGGCUGGUACUUUCUUGCCACAGAGGUGGAUGACAUCUGUUAUAAUUACGCCAAGAAGAACGUAGAACAGAACAACAUGGCAGACCUCAUUAAGGUGGUGAAGGUGCCUCAGAAGACCUUGCUGAUGGAUGCAUUAAAGGACGAGUCUGUUGUCUAUGACUUCUGCAUGUGUAACCCUCCUUUCUUUGCGAACCAGUUAGAGGCUAAGGGGGUGAACUCAAGGAACUCUCGCAGACCCCCACCCAGCUCUGUCAACACAGGGGGAGUGACUGAGAUCAUGGCUGAGGGUGGUGAGCUGGAGUUUGUGAAAAGGAUAAUCCACGACAGUCUGCAGCUCAAGAGGAGGCUCAGGUGGUACAGCUGCAUGCUGGGGAAGAAGUGUAGCCUGGCACCUUUGAAGGAGGAGCUGAGAAAACAAGGAGUUCCCAAAGUCACACACACAGAGUUCUGUCAGGGGCGCACCAUGCGCUGGGCCCUGGCCUGGAGCUUCUAUGAGGACGUGACUGUGCCGUCUCCUCCAUGUAAGAAGCGCAAGCUGGAAAAGGCUCGUAAGCCGCUGACCUUCACUGUGCCGGAGCCCACUGCAGCAGAGCUACACGCCCAGGCCCCCAGCAUCGGCUCCACAAACUCAGCCCCUUCAGAGAGCGUCACUGCUUGGCUGGAGAAGAUCCUUACAGACCUGAAGGUGUUGCACAAGCGCGUGCCCUGCAGCGAGUCGGAGCUGAGCCUCUUCUUGACAGCUGUGGAGAACACCUGGAUCCACGGCCGGCAGAAGCGGCGCGAGCAUGGCCGUCAGCUCCGUGAGCUUCCCAGAGCUCCGCCGGCUGCCGCCCACGAUCCAGAGCCUGAGACCGACCUGACCCCUGACAUACCAAACACCAGCAACACACAGCAGGCACCAGAAGGGGCCAACAUGGAGCCCCACAGCAAUGAAGAGGAAGCCAAGGGACAACAGAGUUCUGAGAGUGGAACAGACAUUACCAUGGAGACCCCCAGCACAGAGAGUCCCCAGAAACAAGAGGAGGAGCAGGGGGGCAGUGGCUCCCAGGGGCCUCCAAGCCCAAGCCUAGCCCAGCACUUCCUCUUCAAGUGCCUGGUGAAUGUGAAAUCAGAGGACUGUGAUGUGGUGGUGGAGAUGCACUGGGUAGAGGGCCAAAAUAAAGACCUGAUGAACCAGCUGUGUACGUGCCUGAAGAACACUCUCUUCCGCCAGGUAGCCAAGCCUAUACAAAACUAACACAGCCCUGCAGUCACUUCCUCUACUCUCUUUCCUCAGCAUCCAGUUAACUACUGCCUCUCAACAGAGCACUAUCCUCUGAGCUAUAAGCCAUACUGAAGGUUUUUUUUAUUUACAUCUGGUUGCAGAGGCAACAGUCAGAUUUGUUUUACUGAGUAUUUUUGUUCGGCUUUAUUAAAUAUUACAUUUGUUUGGCAUAAUUACAUUUGUAAUAAAUG